This is a messenger RNA of Suillus paluster, 357 nucleotides long. RefSeq lists its product as uncharacterized. The transcript has 3 exons. The annotation marks the transcript as partial. Lineage: Eukaryota; Fungi; Basidiomycota; Agaricomycetes; Boletales; Suillaceae. The record is from RefSeq and is a predicted model, not a curated record.
UUCAAGACCAACGCAGUCAGGUGUACCUGGUUCUCCUGUCGACGGGAAUUCUUCUCAGGGUUGAUAGGUGCUUUGAAGGGUCAUAUCAAUGCUUGGUUACGCGGGUUAAUCCACCGUGAUACCAGUGACGACAAUACAUGGUUUUGGGUGCCCAUAGUGGAUCAAGAUCACGCUGUGCCUAAUUGGUGCAUUGAUGAGGGCGUGCCCAAAUUCUGUGGAGAAACAGGAACUUUCCCUUACAGUAGUGUUGACCGAGAGCAUCCCCCCAAUAUCUGCCAUGAUUUAGAGUCAUUUAUCUUUCUCGCAUUCGUGCUCAGGGUGAAUGUUACGGGUCCUUACCAUCAACUUCAAGAUUGG